Molecule: messenger RNA, 462 nt
Organism: Prunus armeniaca (apricot)
Lineage: Eukaryota; Viridiplantae; Streptophyta; Magnoliopsida; Rosales; Rosaceae
Source: the annotation of a GenBank genome assembly
AUGACGGCCGCGGAUGCGACGACGUCGUCUUCACCGUCGAUGACUGCAACGAUCCCGUCGAACCUCCCUCUCAUCGCUGCGUUCCUCGCCUGCGCUCUCGCUCAGUUCCUCAAGCUCUUCACCUCCUGGUACAAAGAAAGGAGAUGGGAUUCGAAGCGAAUGCUCGAUUCCGGCGGAAUGCCGUCGUCGCAUUCGGCCACAGUGACGGCUCUGGCGGUCGCCAUUGGCCUUCAAGAUGGCGUCGGAGGACCCGCUUUCGCCAUUGCUCUGGUCUUAGCAUGCAUUGUGAUGUAUGAUGCCUCCGGAGUGAGACUUCAUGCUGGUCGGCAAGCCGAGUUGCUGAACCAAAUUGUGUACGAGCUUCCUCCGGAGCAUCCUUUGUCCAGUGUUAGACCUCUGCGCGAUUCACUUGGACAUACUCCCUUGCAGCUCAUUGUGGUUGCCGUGAAGCAGGGCAAUUAG